Messenger RNA from Zychaea mexicana, 327 nucleotides. RefSeq lists its product as uncharacterized. NCBI's taxonomy places the organism in Eukaryota, Fungi, Mucoromycota, Mucoromycetes, Mucorales, Lichtheimiaceae. The transcript has 2 exons. The annotation marks the transcript as partial. The record is from RefSeq and is a predicted model, not a curated record.
AUAGCAAAUGAACGAACAUACUUGGCAUGGUUGAGGACGUCGCUUUCAUUGAUAACCGUGGGAGUUGCGAUCACCCAGCUGUACCACCUAUCACCGGGCGACACGACGGGCAUGGAUCAUCGGAAGCUAGGCCGGGCAGUAGGCGCAAUUUUUGUAACAUUCAGCAUUUUAUUUUUGUACUUUGGGAAUGCCCGCUACUUUCACGCCCAACAUGCAAUGUGCAAUGGCUUCUUCCCUGCAAGCCGGGGAUCUGUUUUGUUUGCAUCUGCUGCAGUACUGGGAAUUCUGCUUGCCAUGUUUGUGGUACUCUUGAUGGAGCACACUUAA